Parascedosporium putredinis is the source of this 12024-nucleotide messenger RNA. The record is from the annotation of a GenBank genome assembly. NCBI's taxonomy places the organism in Eukaryota, Fungi, Ascomycota, Sordariomycetes, Microascales, Microascaceae.
AUGCCGUCGCGCAGGGGUAUCUCUCUUGGAUCGCCCACCAUCCAAGAUGGAGGUGUCGCCUUCACCUUUGAGUCCAGCCACCAACGGCGUGGGCUCGCCCUCUUUCCCGCCAUCGACCCGAACCAGCUUGUCGACCACCUUGUCGCUGUCAUCGCCGGCACGCUCGGCGCGACGAGGGACGAGUUGGAAAGUCCUGGCAGUCUUCUUCACAAGAGCCGCAUCAAUGACACGAUUCAAAGGUGCGGCCGCUUUGCCGCGGACACGCAGCAAUAUCUCUACAUCCAGAAGGAUAUCACCGCCUCAUCGCCCCUUGGGGCAUCCCCGGAUGAAUCUAGUCAAACCUCCUUCCCACUCAUACACACUCACCACCGAUAUGUCAUCUCUUCCGACCACCGUCUCCUCGCUCGUCCUGUUAAAACGGGCUCAACCCCUCGAUCCCGCCCUCCCCUGACAACGCAGAUUCUAAUCACCAAUUUGCCUGGGCCGGCGACGUUGAAUGCCAGCAUUGGGGAGCAGGGUCCCUCGACUUCGCCCUACGAAAUCCUUCAAUCCUUUAUCCAUAACGCCCUGGUGCCCUACUUCGAUGCCAAUACCAAGACUCAACUAGUGAACGGAAAUAGGGGUCGUGCCGAUGUUGAUUCUAAAACCGGCAUACCGAUUACCAAAAAGCGCUGGAACGAUUUGGAGCUGAGCUUGCUCCAUCUCCAAGAAAAUGUCGAGAUCCCUCAAGUGUCUUUGACCUUUCACCCUGUCGUGCAGUCCGCUCUCGAAUCCGCCUCCCUCGAACGAGCAAAGCCUACUUUGGACCUCAUCCCGGCUACAAUCUUGCAGGAUAGUUCCAUUUUGAAUAACCUCCAGGCCAACGUGAACAGCUGGAUCAAAUCGAUUCAAGGUGUAACUAAAAUGACGAGGGACUCCUCAUCGGGCCCUAGCCAGGAGCUCAAGUUCACUGCUAGCCAAGAAAUCAACUUUUGGCUUUCGAUGGAGUCCGCCCUCGAAGCGAUAGAGGCUCAGUUGGAGAGCGAUGGUGUCCUCCUCACCCUGGGGGUUCUCAAGCAAGCAAAGCGUUUCCAAGCCACUGUCAGUUUCACUGCCGACACCGGUCUGAAAGAGGCCAUGGAGAAAGUGCAGAAGUACAACCAGCUUAUGCGGGACUUCCCCUUGGACGAGCUUCUCUCCGCUACCUCUCUGCCCAAGGUUCAAGAUGCCCUUGUUCAAAUCUUUGCUCAUUUGAACAAGAAAUUAAAAAUCUGUCCCUACCCCAUCAGGCGAGCGCUGCCCCUAGUUGAGGCUAUCUCUGGAGACCUCGAUGAGGUCCUUCACCGCCUUCUUCCGGGAUCCGGACUUGUCGAGCUCGAAUAUCCCGAAUUCCAAGCUGUUAUGAAGGCUUGCGAUUCCAUUUUCCAGGCCUGGGAAGAGAGCAUCAAGGAGUUCACCAACGUAGCGCGUGAGGUUACUCGUCGCCGAAACGACAAGUUCAUCCCUAUCAAGGUCAACAAGAAACACUCGGAACUCGAGGGUCGACUCAAGUAUGUCAGCACCUUUAGGGACAACCACGAGCAGUUGCAACGAACCAUCGUCAACGUACUAGGCCCCAGGGCCUCUGUUGACGGCGUCGUGGACACCGCUGACCCCACUGGUGCUGUCGUCAUCGAGGAGAUGGGCGACGUCGAUGCCGUGGAGGAAGUCAAGCAAGCCUGGGAAGCGCUUAGGAAUGUUGACCUUUUGGAUGUGUCCCCCAAGGCACGGAGAGUACGCUCAUUCCGAAGCCCACGCCAUGGCCCAACUGCGCGAUUUGCCCCCGUCUCGGGCGCCAUCAUCUGGGCGCGUCAAAUCGAAUUUCAACUUGAUGGCUACAUGAAGAAGGUCGAGCAUGUCCUCGGUGAGGAGUGGAAGGUCCAUUCGGAGGGCCAGAAACUGCUUCAUGAGAGCAAUCUCUUUAGGUCCAAGCUAGACACUCGCCCUAUCUUCGACGCAUGGGCGCGCGAGGUUAAGAGAAGGAAGAUUUCUAUUUCGGGCUACCUCUUCACCGUCAACAAAGUUCGAUCCUCAAAUACCCUGGAGCUCACCGUCAACUUUGACUCCCAAGUCAUCACCCUCUUCAAGGAGACCCGAAAUCUCGCUUGGCUCAAUUACUCUGUUCCCCAUACCAUCAGUUCAGUAUCCAAAGAUGCGAAGAGGGUAUACCCCUAUGCGGUUAGUCUGAUGGAAGGUGUCCGGACUUUCUCCCAGACGAUGCGCCAGAUCUCGCAAAUGGGCGAAGAGGCUGUGCUCCUCAAUGGAUAUUGCAAUGACGGCUUCAGCCUCAUCAAAAAGGGUGUGCCUCUAAAGUGGGAAUCUUUUGUCACCGCAUACGAUGUAUUCUUCAAUGCCAAUAGAGCCAAUCACUCGCUGACCGAUUUGGGCAUUGCCAAAACUGGCGAGAGCAAGCACGGGAUGUUCAUCCGGGAGUUCGUCGCCGCUAUUUCCCUCCUUCAGACCAAGACUAUGGCACUGGUGUCCAUUCAUGCGACUGUUGAGAAAGCCCUGGCGGAGAUUGCAACUUGCGACUACACAACUGAAGAAUUCCAAUCUCGUCUCGAGACCAUCCAGGCUGCUGUCGAUCAAUUGAACCUGGAACAGUACGUCAACUUGAACUUUUGGGUUGAGGGAAUGAACGAGAAGCUGAAGGAGGUUCUCUUGGCUCGGCUACAGCAUGCGAUCCAGGCCUGGAUUGUUCACGAGCUGGCUAUGCGCAACCAGGUCAUCUAUCUCGAGCCUCCCCUUGAGCAUGCGCGAGCCGGAUGGUUCCUUCACCUUCACGAUUGGCUUGGUGUUGUUUGCAACCUGCCAAAGCUCAAGGCCACCAGAUACCAGAUGGCUCUCGCCGCCAAAAACGAUGAUGCCCGCUUCACGGAUCUGCCCAUGGAAUGCGCCGAUGCGCUUUCUAGGGUCUACGUCGCAAUGGAGACCAAGCUACGAGAUAUUAAUGCUUAUGUUGAUAAGUGGUUACAGUUUCAAUCGCUCUGGGAUCUGCAGUCUGAACAAGUGUAUGAAGCCAUCGGCGAGAAGCUGUCAAGCUGGCUUCAGCUACUCCAGGAUAUCCGCAAGACGCGGCAAACUUUCGAUACCCAGGAAGUGAGCCAGUCCUUUGGCCACAUCACUAUUGACUACGAGCAGGUUCAAACACGAGUCAAUACCAAGUAUGAUCAGUGGCAACACGAUAUCCUGCUGAAGUUUGCGAGCCGUCUCGGGACUAGGAUGCGCGAUGUAUACGCAGACAUGGACAAGACGCGUCGGGAUCUUGAGCCCCAGACCCUCGAAUCCGCCUCUACAGAUAAGGCCGUCAAGUUUAUCACGGCGGUUCAGGCUUGCCGGAGGAAUGUAAAGUCUUGGGCCCCAGAAAUCGACAUGUUCCGCCAGGGCCAGUCCACAUUGGUGCGACAACGUUACCAGUUCCCUCAUGACUGGAUCGAUAUCGCCCAGAUCGAGAGUGAAUGGGAUGCCAUUAACGAGAUGUUGGAGAAGAAAUCCAAGAUUGUCAACGAUCAGACCGAUGCCCUUCGCGCGAAGAUUACAGCCGAAGACAAGCUCGUGAGCGAGCGGAUCGCGGAGAUUGCUGCCCAAUGGAACGAAGAGAAGCCUGUUUCCGGCACAAUUCCUCCCGAUGUCGCCUCUGCUACCCUGACGCAGUUUGAGGGUCGUAUCACGACCCUCCAGGAGCACUCCCAAAUGGUUGCAAAGGCCAAGGAAGCUCUCGACCUUCCUCCCAGCCCUGAUUCAGCGCUCGAUGCGAUCAUGGAAGAGGUCCAAGAUUUCCAAUCCGUCUGGGCUAAUCUCUCCACUAUCUGGGCCAGUCUGAAUGACACGAGGGAAACCUUGUGGACCGCUGUUCAGCCUCGAAAGAUUCGUGGCAAGAUUGAUGACCUUAUCAAGAGCACCAAGGAUAUGCCGAGCAGAAUGCGUCAGUACGCUGCCUUUGAACACGUCCAAAAGAUUCUUCGUGGCCUGUUGAAGGUCAACUCUAUCCUCUCUGACCUCAAGUCCGAUGCUAUCCGAGAUCGGGAUGUCUGGGAUCUCAACCUCGUUGCUACCGAGGUCAUUGUCAAGGACAUCAUCGCUCAGGCUCAAGGCGAGAUGGCGUUGGAGGAAUACAUCCGGCAACGAAAACCUCAACUCCUCCAGGCCAUGAAACACUCGCCGUAUUACAAAGAAUUCGAAGAAGACGCGACGGCAUGGGAAGACAAACUGAACCGAUUGCAUGUGCUCUUCGAUAUCUGGAUUGACGUCCAACGCCAAUGGAUCUAUCUCGAGGGCGUCUUUACGGGGAAUGCCGAUAUUAAACACCUCCUCCCUAUCGAAUCAGGGCGCUUCCAGAACAUCAACAGCGAGUUCUUGGCCGUGAUGAAGAAGGUUUACAAGCAACCCUAUGUCUUGGAAGUUCUUACUAUUCCCAACGUCCAAAAGUCUCUAGAGCGAUUGGCGGAGCUCCUCAACAAGAUUCAAAAGGCCCUAGGAGAAUAUCUCGAAAAGGAGCGGCUAUCAUUCCCCGUUUCUACUUCGUUGAAGAUGUUUGCUGGUAUCUCUGGUUUGACAAUGGAUGAUGACAACUCGAUCAUCACUGGAUUCACCUCGAAAGAAGGAGAGGUCGUUCAGCUCAAGAAGGAAAUCUCGCUUGCUAAAACCCCGCGUAUCAACGACUGGUUGACCCUCCUCGAGAACGGCAUGAAAUCCACCCUUGCUCAUCUCCUUGCCGAGGCGAUUGAGUCGUAUACCCCAGUUUUCGAGGCCGAGACGCUUGACGCUGCGGCGUUUGACGCGUACAUGAGCGAAUAUCCGAGUCAAAUUGUGGUGUUGGCGACGCAGGCUUCUCUAUAUGAUCGUGAGGUUGGCAUUCUUCGAUACCUCGCCAACACCGUCCUGGGUGAUCUCGACGUGAUUGACCGGAAAAAGUGCGAGCAGCUCAUUACCGAGUGCGUCCAUCAACGCGACGUGAUCGAGAAAUUAAUCAAGGCCGGUGCUACUCAUGAAAAACACUACCUGUGGCUCCUUCAGAUGCGAUACGUCUAUACUACAGAUGGGGAGUAUCUGCAACGGCUUCACAUCAAGGUGGCCAACGCAAAGCUUGAUUACGGUUUUGACACUCUGCCAGCGCCUUGGUGGCUCCCCUACGGACCCGCUGGAACCGGAAAGACCGAGUCUGUCAAGGCCCUCGGUAUUCAGCUUGGACGGUUUACCCUCGUCUUCUGUUGCGACGACACCUUUGACUUCCAAGCAAUGGGUCGCAUCUUCCUCGGUAUAUGUCAGGUUGGUGCAUGGGGCUGCUUUGACGAGUUCAACCGUUUGGAAGAGAGGAUUCUGUCUGCGGUAUCGCAGCAAAUCCAAAACAUACAGCUGGGCCUCAAGCAGGGCGCCGAGGACGACAAGGCCCAGAUUGAGCUUGUUGGCCGACAACUUCACGUUAGUCAAAACACUGGCAUCUUCAUCACUAUGAACCCGGGCUAUGCUGGCCGAUCCAAUCUCCCAGACAAUUUGAAGAAGCUAUUCCGAAGCGUCGCCAUGUCGAAGCCCGACAAGGAAUUGAUCGCCGAGGUCAUGCUGUACUCUCAGGGUUUCAACCAAGCCAAGCAGCUUUCCAAACAAACUGUUCCUUUCUUCGACCAAUGCUCUCUCAAGCUAUCAAAACAGGCUCAUUACGACUUUGGUCUCCGUGCACUCAAAAGCGUUCUCGUCAGCUCUGGUGGCCUGAAGCGGGCGAGACUUUCUGGUGGGGAGCGCGACGCUAUGAACUCUGCCACUUUUGAGCCAGAGAUUAUUGUUCAGAGCAUUCGCGAGACUAUUGCGCCCAAACUUAUCCGAGACGAUGUCAACCUCAUGGCCUCAAUCGAGGAGGUCUGUUUCCCAGGUAUCCAAUACGUACCGGCCAAUCUUGAGAAGCUCGAAAAUGCCAUACGCACGCUUGCUAGCGAACGACAGAUGGUUGUCAGCGAUGCGUGGAUGACCAAGGUUAUCCAGCUGUACCAGAUCCAGCAGAUCCACCACGGUGUCAUGAUGGUUGGAAACUCAGGAAGCGGCAAAUCAGGUGCCUGGCGGCUCUUGCUCGAUGCCCUUCGGGUCGUCGAAGACGUUGAAGGUAUCUCCCAUGUCAUUGACUCCAAGGUCAUGUCUAAGGAGGCCCUGUAUGGCAACCUAGACUCGACCACGCGUGAGUGGACCGAUGGUCUGUUCACAAGCAUUCUUCGUAAGAUUGUGGACAACCUCCGUGGAGAGGACACCAAGAGGCACUGGAUCGUUUUCGACGGUGAUAACGUCUCAAUCUCCCCCAACGUUCGCAUCAUGUUCGAGGUGGAGAAUCUCAAAUAUGCGACACUUGCGACUGUCAGUCGUUGCGGUAUGGUUUGGUUCAACGAGGAUAUUGUGUCGCCAAACAUGAUGGUUACCAAUUAUCUUGAAAAGCUGCGAACACUCGCCUUUGAAGACCUUGACGAAGAUGCCGUCGGUACUGGCCAGAACCCGGCCAAGACCCUUGCAAUCCAGGCUCAGGCAGCAGAUGUGCUCAAAGCCUUCCUCGCCAAAGACGACUUUAUCCUUGCCGCACUCAAAGAGGCUGAGGAUUACACCCACAUUAUGGAUUUCACGAUUGCUCGUGUUCUCAAUACCCUCUUCUCGCUUCUAAAUAAGGCCGUUCGCGACGUUAUCGACUCGUUGAUCGACUUCGAUGUUACCCUGCCCCAGGCAGAAUGGACCUCUUGGCAAGCCCAGGUCCCGAGUGUGGAGGUUAACACCCACUCCAUCACUCAGACCGACGUUGUCAUUCCUACACUCGACACCAUUCGUCACGAGGAUGUUCUCUACUCCUGGUUGGCUGAACAUAAACCUCUCUUGCUUUGCGGCCCUCCCGGUUCCGGUAAGACGAUGACGCUCUUCAGCGCCCUGCGCAAGCUUCCUAACAUGGAGGUGGUGGGCUUGAACUUCUCGAGCGCCACUACCCCGGAUCUCCUCAUCAAAACGUUUGAGCAGCAUUGCGAGUACAAGAAAACGUUGAAUGGCGUCAUGCUCUCUCCCAGACAGAUUGGGCGGUGGUUGGUCAUUUUCUGCGACGAAAUCAACCUUCCCGCUCCCGACAAAUACGGCACUCAACGUGCCAUCUCAUUCCUGCGACAACUCGUUGAGCACAAUGGUUUCUGGAGGGCCUCGGAUAAGUCAUGGGUCACGCUUGACCGGAUCCAGUUUGUGGGAGCAUGCAACCCUCCAACGGACGCUGGCCGUACGCCCCUGGGCGCGAGGUUCCUGAGACACGCCCCCUUAAUCAUGGUUGAUUAUCCGGGAGAGCUCUCGCUUACUCAAAUCUACGGCACGUUCAACUCGGCUGUGCUCAAAAUCAUCCCCACCCUUCGCGGCUACGCCGAUGCUCUUACCCAAGCCAUGGUCAAAUUCUAUCUCCAGUCGCAGCAGCGGUUCACGCCCAAGAUCCAGCCGCACUAUGUAUACAGUCCUCGUGAGCUUACUCGAUGGGUCCGUGGCGUGUAUGAAGCUAUCAAGCCCCUUGAGACCCUGACUCUCGAGGGUCUCGUCCGCAUCUGGGCCCAUGAAGCCCUCCGUCUUUUCCAGGAUCGUCUUGUCGCGGAAGACGAACGCCAGUGGACUGAUGAAGCUGUUCGCCGGAUUGCUCUCGAACUGUUCCCAACGAUUGAUGAGGAGAAGGCUCUAGGCGGGCCCAUUCUCUUUUCGAACUGGCUAUCUCGAAACUACGUGCCUGUCGAUCGUGAACAGCUUCGAGACUUUGUCAAGGCCAGGUUGCGGACGUUCUGUGAAGAAGAGGUUGACGUGCCCCUCAUCCUCUUCAACGAUGUGCUCGAACAUGUCCUCCGCAUUGAUCGUGUGUUCAGACAGCCGCAAGGCCAUCUCAUCUUGAUUGGUGUCAGUGGCAGUGGAAAGACGACGCUGUCGCGCUUCGUGGCCUGGAUGAAUGGUCUGAAGGUGUUCCAGAUCAAGGUUCAUGGCAAGUAUACUGCAGAGGACUUUGACGACGAUCUUCGAGACGUGCUACGGCGUGCCGGCUGCAAGGGCGAGAAGAUUUGCUUCAUCAUGGAUGAAUCCAACGUCCUCGACUCUGGCUUCCUGGAGCGCAUGAAUACCCUUCUCGCCAACGCUGAAGUUCCGGGUCUGUUUGAGGGAGACGAUUACGCCGCCCUCAUGACGGCCUGCAAGGAAGGUGCUCAGCGACAGAACUUACACCUAGACUCUCCGGAAGAGCUUCACAAGUGGUUUACGCAGCAAAUCGUCAAGAACCUCCACGUCGUCUUUACCAUGAAUCCUCCCGAAGAUGGGCUCUCGUCCAAGGCGGCGACGAGUCCUGCCUUGUUCAACCGUUGUGUGCUCAACUGGUUCGGCGACUGGUCUGACCAGGCCCUGUUCCAGGUUGGCCAUGAGCUUACCCAAUCGGUUGAUUUGGAUCGUCACAAUUACUUGGCCCCCGAUACGAUCCCUGUGGCUUACCGUGCUCUCUCGUUGCCUCCCUCUCACCGUGAAGCUGUUGUCAAUGCCAUGGUUUACAUCCACUACUCGCUUCAGCGCUUCAAUGACAAACUCCUAAAGCAGCAGGGCCGUAUCACGUAUCUCACCCCGCGCCACUUCCUCGACUUCGUUGCCCAAUACGUCAAGCUCUACAACGAAAAACGCGAAGAUCUCGAGGAGCAGCAGCGCCAUCUUAAUGCUGGAUUGGAAAAGCUCAAGGAUACUGUGGACAAAGUGCGCGAUCUUCGUGUCAGCCUCGCGGAGAAGUCGGCCCAGCUUGACCGCAAGGGCGCGGAGGCGGAUGAAAAGCUGAAGCGUAUGCUUGCUGAUCAGCAGGAAGCUGAGCAGCGCAAGACAGCCUCGCUCGAGCUCCAGAGGGUCCUCGAUAUCCAGGAAAGGGAGGUGACUUCGCGGAAGCAGAUCGUCCUCGAGGAUCUAGCCAAGGCCGAGCCUGCCGUUGAAGAAGCCAAGGCUAGUGUUAGCAACAUUAAAAGACAGCACCUUACCGAAGUGCGUUCCAUGAGCUCGCCGCCGCAGGGCGUACGCCUCGCACUGGAGGCGGUCUGCGCGCUCCUCGGCAACAAAAUUACCGACUGGAAGUCAAUCCAGGCCAUUGUGCGGAAAGACGACUUCAUUGCAAGCAUCAUCAACUUCAACAAUGAGGAGAAGCUGACGAGGUCGCUUCGGCUCAAGAUGCGCAACGAUUACAUGAGCUCCCCGAUUUCACAUUCGAAAAGGGUGGGUCCUCUUCGCGACGAGGUUGCCCAGCUCGAGGAUCAGGCCCUCCAGACCCAGGCCGAAGCCAAGGCGGUGGAGCAGACAAUUGACAGCCUGGAAGGCCGAAUCGCCACGUACAAGGCCGAGUACGCCACCCUGAUCGCCGAGACCGAGGCCAUCAAGGCUGAAAUGUUGAGGGUGCAGUCCAAGGUGGACAGAAGCGUCAAGUUGCUUGACAGUCUCUCGUCAGAGAGAACCCGCUGGGAGGAGGGUAGCAAGUCUUUCGAGACUCAAAUCAGCACUCUGGUGGGCGACGUCUUGAUUGCGGCGGCGUUCCUGGCCUACAGCGGCCUCUACGAUCAGACGUUCCGAAAGUCGAUGCUCGACGACUGGCUCCACCAGCUGCACCUCUCUGGCGUUCUCUACAAGGCGCAUAAUCCCAUGACGGAGUACCUCUCCACGGCGGACGAGCGGCUCAACUGGCAGCAAAAUACCUUGCCCGUGGAUGACCUGUGCACGGAGAAUGCCAUUAUCCUGAAGCGCUUCAAUAGAUACCCGCUCAUCAUCGACCCGUCUGGCCGCGUUACCGAAUUCCUUCAGAAGGAGUGCAAGUCGCGUCGCUUGACCGUCACUAGCUUCUUGGACGAUUCCUUCACCAAACAGCUCGAGAGCGCCCUUCGAUUCGGCAACCCGAUCCUAAUCCAAGACGCGGAACACCUCGACCCGAUCCUUAAUCAUGUUCUCAACAAGGAGUACCAGAAGACGGGCGGUCGUGUUCUCAUUCAACUCGGAAAGCAGCAGAUUGACUUUUCGCCGGCGUUCAAGCUCUACCUCGCCACUCGAGACCCGUCGGCGACGUUUGCGCCAGACAUCUGCAGCCGAACGACGUUUGUCAACUUCACCGUCACCCAGAGCAGCUUGCAAACCCAGUCUCUCAAUCAAGUUCUCAAGUCCGAGCGGCCGGAUGUCGACGAGCGUAGGUCCAACCUCAUCAAGUUGCAGGGCGAGUUCAAGAUCCAUCUUCGCCAGCUCGAGAAGCGCCUGCUCCAAGCCCUCAACGAAUCUCGCGGUAACAUUUUGGAUGACGACAAUGUCAUCGAGACUCUGGAGACUUUGAAGACGGAAGCCGCGGAGAUCUCAGCCAAGAUGAAGAACACAGAGGGCGUCAUGACGGAGGUCGAGGAGAUCACUCAACAAUACGGCGUCAUCGCCAAGUCUUGCAGCGCCGUGUUUGCCGUCCUCGAGCAGCUGCACUAUCUCAACCACUUUUACCAGUUCUCUCUCCAGUACUUCCUCGAUAUCUUUGAGGCCGUCCUCCAUAACAACAAGAGCCUCGCCGGGGUCACGGAUUACGACGCGCGCCGCGACAUCAUCGUCAAGGACCUCUUUGUCAACACGUUCCGACGCACAGCUCUUGGCGUACUCCAAAAGGACCGAGUCACCUUGGCCAUGCUCCUGGUCCACGCCUCGCCAAUCCACAUGGAUAAGGCGUUGCUGGAGGAGAUCAUAAGUGAUCGGGUCGAAGGCCAAGACAUCUCGAGCAAUCCGGACGCCAAGGAGGACGCCAUGAACAAGGCCCGACGCAUGACGGCGCUCAAGGACAUCCUAGACAAUGCUCCCGUAGCCGACUGGGACAGAUUCUUCACCGAGGAGAUUGCAGAGAACUUCGUCCCUCGUAUCUGGACCGACAAUGCCGACCCAUCUCAGAAAACGCUCCAGUCGCUUCUCCUCGUCAAGCUUUUCCGUCUUGAUCGCUUUAUCCCGGCGGCCGAGAGAUUUGUGGCGGGCGUUUUUGGCCCCGAGCUUUUCGACAUUGUGGAAGACCUCAAGGAAACAGUGGCCGAGGUUCCCGCCACCCGACCCAUCGCUCUCGUCUCGAGCCCCGGAUUCGACGCCAGCUACAAGGUAGAUAGCCUCGUUGAGCGCAUGAAUAUCCGCUGCACCAAUAUCGCCAUGGGUUCCAACGAAGGCCUCUCUGGAGCGGACAAGGCCAUCGCCAACGCUGCCCAAACCGGCUCAUGGGUCCUGGUGAAGAACGUUCACCUCGCACCAACAUGGCUCCAAAGCCUCGAGAAGCGGAUGGAAAGCCUAAACCCCCACUCGCAAUUCCGACUGUUCCUUUCAAUGGAAUCCAGCCCCAAGAUCCCCGUCAACUUGCUACGAGCCAGCCGUGUGCUCAUGUACGAGCAGCCCGCCGGUGUGCGUGCCAAUAUGAAGGACUCACUGUCGUCUCUAUCUACACGUGCCACCAAGAGCCCCGUGGAGAGGACCAGGUUGUACCUACUCCUGUCGUUCCUACAUGCCGUCAUCCAAGAGCGGCUGCGGUAUGCGCCUACCCUGGGCUGGAAGGCAUUUUGGGAAUUCAACGAUAGCGAUUAUGAGUGCUCGGCUUUCAUCAUCGACACAUGGGUCGAGGCGGUCGCGCAAAACCGUACUAAUAUCGCUCCGCAAAACAUUCCCUGGGAGAUGAUACAUCACCUCGUUGUCGAGACCUAUGGCGGCAAGAUAGAUAACGAGGAAGACUACCACCUGCUGAUCGACCUCGUCCGCAAGCUAUUGACACCGCUAGCUUAUGACUCGGGCCACAAACUUGUAGAGGAUGCCGAUACCAACCUUGUAGUGCCCGAAGGGACCUCGCUACCUGACUACAUGGAAUGGAUCCACAAGCUGCCUGAGAGAGAACCACCGACAUAUCUCGGCCUGCCAGCUAAUGCUGAGAAACUCUUGCUUGUGGGGUUGGGUCAGUCAAUGAUUGAGAAUGUGAAGAAGGUCACGGAUAGGUUGGAUGAUCAGGAGAAGUUGAUGGCAUAG